AUCGCACAGCGCUCGCCGCUGAGAAGCUUCACUCGGCCCCCUGGGAAACUAAGCGCCUCACUCACGGCGCAGGCUGCUGCUGAACGAGUUCCACUUUAUUUAGAUCCUCCAAACCAGUCUGAGCCGUGGCAGUCAGAGGAGGAGGGCUCCUGGCUGAGGGAGUACCCGGUCACCCUCAUGCAGUUCUUUCGGUAUCUCUACCACAACGUGCCUGACCUGGCGCCCAUGUGGCACAGCGCUGAGUUCCUCUGCGCCCUGGCGGCGACCGUCUUCCCUUUCAACAUCAGGCCGUACUCUGAGAUGGUGAGCGAUUUGGACGACGAGGCGGGGUCUCCUACCGAGGAGUUCAAAGCCUUCGGCGGGGACUCGGGUAUGAACCGCAGCCAGUCUGAAUAUUGCAACGUGGGCUCCAAGACGUCGCUGACGAACCACCCGGCCAAAAAGUACGUCUUUGACUUCAUGAGGGUGCUGAUCAUGGACAACCUCUGCAUGACCCCGGCCAGCAAGCAGACGCCCAUCAUUGACCUGCUGCUGGAGGCCUCCCCGGAGCGCUCCACGAGGACUCAGCAGAAAGAGUUUCAGUCCAACAUCCUGGACGGCGUCAUGGAGCAUCUUCUGGCUGCUGACGUCCUUCUAGGUGAAGACGCCUCUCUGCCCCUCAGCAGCGGAGGAAGUUAUCAGAUUUUGGUCAACAACGUCUUCUACUUCACCCAGCGGGUGGUGGACAAGCUGUGGCAGGGCAUGUUCAACAAGGACUCCAAGCUGGUGGUGGACUUUAUCGUGCAGCUCAUCGGACAG
This is a messenger RNA of Plectropomus leopardus (leopard coralgrouper), 798 nucleotides long. NCBI's taxonomy places the organism in Eukaryota, Metazoa, Chordata, Actinopteri, Perciformes, Serranidae. The record is from RefSeq and is a predicted model, not a curated record.